CAAUUUUUUAUGAUUUGAUAAGCUAGACAGCCUCCUGUCAACGAUUUGGAAUAAAUAAUGAGAUAUUUUUUGGCUCUCUUUCUGCGAUUCAUCACAAGCAUGUAAACAGACCACAGCUUUUCCUGGACUUGGGUUCAUACAAAGUUCAACUGUGUUCUGUGUGUGUCAUUAUAUGCAGCAGAGAUGCAGCGAUCUCAGAAAUCCAUCGCUGAACACUGCUGUGCUGUGGACGCCAUGGUAUACAUUCACAAAGGCUAACCGAUACAUUCAUGGGACACCAUUGUCAAACACAAUAUCAUGACUGAAUGUUCACAUUACUAUGCCAACGUUCUGCAUCUCAUUAGAGUACUCAGCUGUUUGAUAUCUGAUUCGCUCUCUUCAAUAGCCGGCCGAGGGACGAGCUGCUAAAUGGGUUGCUCUCUCUUUUCUAUGGGCAACGCAUGGAUUGCAGGAUGCUAUAUAAAGAGGAUGCUACAGUGGAUUCUACAAUUGUAGGAAAUGUGCAUUGAGUUCCCAAUAUUUUGAAACGACCAAAUGUUUGAUGCAUUAUGGGAAGACUUAUUACAAACAGAAUGGCGGCCAAAGUCUGCGAUAGCGAUGGUGGAACGGGAUUUUCACAACCUUUGAAAAAUUCAAGUACAAAAUGGCAACCCCCUCCAAGAAAACACUGUAUUGCUCAAGUCACAGGCGGACUAGAAGACAUCUAUACAAAGAUAGAAUCUGGUUGGCAAAAUGCAGAUGAAGAUUUUUCAAAGUGCAUCAAUGAGGAAAAUUUCUUCCAACCAAAUUCUAAAGAUUUUUUUUCCAAAGGAGGACUGCUAGCAGGGCGAUACCAGGUAAUACGUAUACUUGGACGAGGUAUUUCAUCAACCAUCUUACAAGCUCAGGAUACAUUUAGACCAGGUCUCUAUGAAGUUGCCAUUAAAGUUCUGAAACCAGAGUUCUACAGACUGGGCUAUCAAGAGAGCCACCUUAUUGCAGAGCUGAAUAAGGCAGAUAGUGAAAACUUCUGUGGAAUUGUCAGAUUAUUGAAUACAUUUACACUAGGAUCUUUUUUCUGUAUGACAUUUGAACUUCUACGACCUUGGCCCCUUCACCAAGUGUUCAAAAAGAUUACUGACAAGAAAGAGGUAAGUAAAAAAACUACAAAAAUAUACAAUUGAAAGUAUUGAUUUUGUAAGUAUUUUUCUUAGCGGUUUACUUGGCGAAGCAAAAUGCUUUAACUUGUGUUUAGAUCACAUCUAAGUAUUUUACGUUAUCAAGCCAAAGUUAAAAAAAAUACUUACUGGUAAUUACCAUUGUGAUGUCAUAAAAUUUGAGCCAAAUAACGUGCAAUGUAUGUAUGUAUCCAUCUGUAUGCAGAAUAUAUAAUUAUGUGUAUCACAUUUGUAAACUGCACGCAAGCCAGACCCAAGUAUGGUAGGCAGCUGAUUUAGAAUUACGCAAAAUAUUUAGCCAAAAAUUGCAAUUGAAUACCAAAAGUCGAUAAGUACUUAAGCAAAAUACUGAGAAUACUUAAAGUUCUGGCUGAAGUAUCAAGCUGAAUACCAGCCCUGGUAUGUACAUGUACAUGUAGGUGAUACCAUGACUGUUAAUAUUUCAAUUUGCAGACUUACAGUUUCAUUAUUUUCCCUUAUUAGAAAUAGAAGACACCUUGAAAAUACAUAAUGGUACCAACAAAAAAUCAUACUUUUUACAAAAUGCAGUUGUUAUUCAGUCUGCAUAUUAUUCAUUUGCUUCCUGAUUAUGCCUAUGGCACAAUUCUGUUGAAAAGUAAGAAAAUAAAAUAUGAGUUCUCUCUAACUUUGUUUUUAUGUUAAGUUUGAAGUACAGUAUGUUGUCAAAUGAAAAGGAAAGAUUUUUUUAGAGAAAGAGAGAGAGAGAGAGAGAAAGAUCAAAAUAAGCAUGGUACUUAGAUUCCAUCAAAAUCAGAAGAAAUGAUAUUGGAUAAUGGCAUUUUGAAGGGGAGAGAUAUAGAAUAAUUGGAGUAAUAGUGUUUUGAAAAGAUUCCUUUAAGUCUAGUUUUUACAACAAAGAAAUCAUAGGUUCAAGAAGGAUUUGCAAUCCAGGUACAGUAUUGUGAUGGUUAAAUCAUGCUUGUUAAUGGAAGCUUUGCUUUCCUCAUUUUCAAGAAAAUGUCUGUAUCCCUAACGUAUCUAGUGUUAUAAAAAGCAUGGUAAUUUCAAUCUGCAUUUUGUGUAUUAUCUCUGCAGGUAUCAUUUGGCAAAGUAUUUACAUAAAAGGGAAAAUUCUCUAGGGCUAAGCUUUCAACGGUUUGAAAUGGCAUUAUGUGAUACAUCAAAGCAAUAUAAUUUCAUAGAAUAACUGUUGGCUUAUUUCACUCACUUGAUAUCACAUAAAAUGUUUUAAAGACUCCAAGGUGCACACAUUCUUGAGAAUGUAGGAAUCAGUAUGUUGACACUUUCUUAAAAAUGAGUGUUAGCCGAUACAGAAAUUUUCCGAUUAAGGCAACAAUAAAAUGAUAAGGAAUAUCCUACAUGUAUAUCCUAGCUCUAAUAGGGGAGGAUAUGGUACAUUUGAUUUAAAAAAAUGAGUGAUCAUUAUGACCACUUUCAUACCAAUAUGUAAGAAACACCAUAAUAACUAAAUGUUUUUGGAAACAUUUCAGAUAUUUUUUUCCCCUGGAUGCACUGUGAAGUUAUAACAUAGGCGAUAUUGUGUUUCUUAUGUUUACAUGUACAAUGUAGAUGCUCUUUAGUCAUUAGUAGCUAAUAAAGAAUAUUGCGAUGAUCAGGUAUCCAGAGGAAUCAACUUUUUCCAAGUCAGUAGGAUUGAGAAGCAAAAAAACAAAAACAUAAAAACAAUAGAAUACCUUGAAAAUUUUGGAAAGGAAAUGACUUUGUUUUGGUUCUGCCUCAUUGCAUUCAAGUAAAAAGAAAAGACUCCCAGUAGAACCAUUUAAUAUGCGUAUGGUUUGUCUAGAUGUAUUUGAUGUACCCACAUACAUGUAUCUACAAUAAAGUCUCAUAAAUCUCUUUACUAACACUAAUGAUGUACCGGUAAAUGUAACAAUAAAAGGCAUGAACUUUUAAACCAUUUAUGAGUACCAGUAGAAAGUGUGAAGAGAAGUUGAAAUAUAGUUCAACUUCCUUUCAUAAUUCAGGAUAUAUGGUAAGAAGUCUCAAGGUGCCUUGCAACCAAAUUUGAUUUUUGUUGAUGUGCACAUGUAUGGAUGCAAACAAAUCAUUUAUCAAACAACUAUAU
Messenger RNA from Lytechinus variegatus (green sea urchin), 3225 nucleotides. Its product is annotated as serine/threonine-protein kinase minibrain-like. NCBI's taxonomy places the organism in Eukaryota, Metazoa, Echinodermata, Echinoidea, Temnopleuroida, Toxopneustidae. Gene Ontology annotation, molecular function: ATP binding; protein serine/threonine kinase activity. The record is from RefSeq and is a predicted model, not a curated record. The coding region runs from base 549 to 1163 and encodes 204 amino acids. Gene Ontology annotation, biological process: peptidyl-threonine phosphorylation; peptidyl-serine phosphorylation. The transcript has 7 exons.